Ilyonectria robusta is the source of this 2246-nucleotide messenger RNA. RefSeq lists its product as uncharacterized. Bases 403 to 1968 code for a protein of 521 amino acids. The transcript has 2 exons. NCBI's taxonomy places the organism in Eukaryota, Fungi, Ascomycota, Sordariomycetes, Hypocreales, Nectriaceae. The record is from RefSeq and is a predicted model, not a curated record.
UUGACAAGAGUGUCUGGACCAGCAAAAGGUUUCGGAAGAACGUGGCGUCUAUUGCAGAGAGUUUCGAGGUUCUUGGAAGACUAUUCGUCGGCAUCCCUCUACUCGAAUGGCAAGACUGGGCACAGUUGCCCGCCUGGAGCUCGGAAAUGAUUUGGUCUGAUGAAGGUCCAGGACUUGAGCAUCCCGUUGAAUCUGGAGUGCCGUCCGUGGAUGAGCAAACAAGAGCCGGGAACUCACUGACAAGCCUGGAUGACGACGUCAAGCAGUGUCUCUCAGAGUUACUCUCACAAACCCCAAACUUGAUCUUUGAAGGACCAAGCCAAAAAAACCAUUCAACAUGAGCCAUUUCAAAAAAAGGGUAAACCCACAUCAGCGGAGGGGGUGGAUGCUACGUCAAUAUUCAUGCUGGUUGACAGACAAGGUCGCCCGAAGUAUUUGAGCCCAUUUGUUGUUGCACCUCAGGUUACAAGCCGUUCUACUCCGACAGACCCCACAAGGACCUCAACAGCACUUUCUCAUAGGCCUCAUUCGGUAGCAGCCAAAGAGGAGAGGACGGGCAUCGAGAGCUACUUCCCAGACAUGGAACAUGUUAUUCACAGAGGCACCAAGCGAUCCUUUUCUGAAGUCGAAGAAGUGUCUUUGAACGAAACGUUGCCCACCUCCAAGGACAUCAAGAGAUCUGUCUCUGGAGCUAGGAAGGGCUCUGGAGAGGACGGCCUUGUUAAAGAAAAUCCCGUGGAGGAAGAGGGUGUUCAUGAACUCCACAAGCCUCCUCAAAAACAGACCUUUCCUGAAGCUAACGUGCCUUCUGAAACCCAGAGCUUUCCCGAGGCUGGAGGCUUUCCCAGCGCUACGAACUCACCAAUACCUGCAAGACCGUCUCAAAACAAGGCCUCUCGUACCGAAAAGCAAUCAACUGCAGAUGGAGACUCUUCUGAAGAGGCGCAGCCUGCGAAGCAACAGCCAAACCUCCGAGAAAAGUCAAGUUGCGAGCGAUGCGGCCGGCUGUUUCCUCAUGAUGAGACCGCACGCAAGCAUGAGAAGACCUGCAAAGGAAGGUGCAAGUCGUGCCGAGAUAACAACUUAGCAUGCACCAAAAGCGCGAAAGCGGAUAGUUGCCAGUGUUGCUUACGAAACGGGUUGGAUUGUACUGAAUUCAGUCACGCCGAUGCUCCUUGCGAGCGAUGUGGUGGGCCUUUACCGAAGCGUGGGCCUGAGCAUAUCAAAAAGUGCAAAGGAAGAUGCAAACAUUGCCAAGAUGCGGAUGUUCCCUAUUUGAAGAAUGGCAACAGGGUAAAGAGAUGCGAGCGCUGUAUCAAAAACGGCCUGGAGUGUUCUGACUUCAGUCACACUCCAACACUCCCGGCUAAGACUGCGGUCAAGGUGCCAUGCGAGAGAUGCGGACAAUUCAUGUGGCCUUGGAACCUGAAGAACCAUCUGCCGCAGUGCAAAGGCAAAUGCAGCGAGUGCAUGAAAGGGAAUGCCCCGUGUCUUUUCCGGCCAGGUAAAAGAUGUGAGCGAUGCUCGAAACGUAAACUUGAAUGUGGAAGCUUUAGCCAUGAGCAUCUUGCUGAGAACAAGUACAUUUGCAGCCGCUGCGACAAUGCGUAUGGAUCAGCUUUGACGCUCUCCCAGCAUGUCGCUCAGUGUCGAGGCAAAUGUGAUCAAUGCAAGGACUCCAACAUUCCUUGUGUAUGGAUCGGCACCAGUUCCGCGUGCAGUAGCUGUAUCGACAAAGAGAUUCAGUGCACAGGCAUUGAGACCGCGGGUGCGCCCUCGGCAACCGAGGUGCCAUGUCCUCAUUGCCUUUCGCUUAUACCGCAAAAGAAGAUCGCGACGCAUGAGAAAAGGUGCAGAGGUAGGUGCUACCAUUGCAUUGAGCCAGACGUACCUUGUGAGCAUAGUCAGGGCGGGGCGCACAUUUGUUCCCAAUGUCGUCAAGAUGCGGUGGAAUGCGUAUUCAAAUAGCAGACAAGGUGCAGACACAUUGGGCUACCCAGGUCUUAACUAGAAGCCGGUGAUCGGUUGUGAUAGGCCGCAUGUCUAGACACACUUCAUAGUCAAAUGCGAUCACCUCCUGAGAAGACUCAAAUCUCCUUCUAGAAUGAGGAGGCAGCCGUAUACCGUGCGCGCAACCGCUUCAUUUCCUACCUCAGCCGCAAAACUACUCUUACGCCGCAUCUCAGCAAAUUAUGAUCGCCAAGUAGGCGCCCCUUCUCAUGGUACGCCUAUCGAGCACUUGAGGC